Molecule: messenger RNA, 934 nt
Organism: Polypterus senegalus (gray bichir)
Lineage: Eukaryota; Metazoa; Chordata; Cladistia; Polypteriformes; Polypteridae
Gene: vma21
Product: vacuolar ATPase assembly factor VMA21
Exons: 3
Coding region: 97-399 (100 amino acids)
Biological process (GO): vacuolar proton-transporting V-type ATPase complex assembly
Cellular component (GO): endoplasmic reticulum membrane
Source: RefSeq, a predicted model, not a curated record
AUCCAUUGUCAUGUGAUACUACAGCGCCGUCGUGUGCAUCUUUGAGCUGUGUGUAGUUGGUAUUGUGAUCUGUUGUAAUUUCUGAUACGUAAAAAGAUGUUGGACAAGACGUCGUUAAACGCGGCUCCAGUGCCCGAUUUUAGAGGAAACGAUGGCUCUCUAAUAUCAGCAUUGAAAACACUCUUAUUCUUCACAGUUUUAAUGAUCACGCUACCAAUAGGACUGUACUUUGCAUCAAAAGCUUAUUUAUUUGAAGGUACAUUGGGGAUGUCCAGUAGCGACAGUUACUUCUAUGCUGCGAUUGUAGCAGUAGUUGCUGUUCAUAUGGUCCUGGCAAUGUUUGUAUAUGUGGCUUGGAAUGAAGGGUCUCGUCAAUGGAGAGAAGGCAAACAGGACUAAGGUCUCAGAUUUUGUUUGUUCUGCUUUUUACAUUUGUCCCACUCCCAGCCCCACCUCAAGUUGUUUCUUUUUGCCUUCAUACUGAAGUUUCAUCAAGAAAUGGUAAAUCCUGCAGAGAUCUUCUGAAAAAAUGAGACCUGAGUUUUGUAACCAGACAAUCAUGAGAUAUGAGAAGGUUCCCAGUGUAAUGCAAGUAAUUGAAUGGAAAUUGUCCAUCAUUGGCUUAUUUAGUGUUGGCUCAUCUAAUACAUCAGAGUUGCCACCAUAGCUGUGUAAUUUAAAUGAGGAGGAGGUUGGACUCAUUGUGAUAAUUGAAACAUAAUACAACAGUAGUUGUUUGAUAUUUAUUAUUAUUUUUUUUGUUUUUGUACACCACUCUUUUUGCUUAACAUUUAAAUAUCAAAUUGGAAAGAUAACUAUUUUUAUGUACUUCAGGGUCAGAAGAGUUAACUGAGCUGCUCAUCAUUGCUCUGCUCAUUUAUUGAUCAGAUAUAUAUGAUGUAAUUUGCAAUAAAACAUUUUUAUUUACUGAGGA